AUGUACGUUGUCAACACGGCGUCGCUUGUUCAAAGCUGUAUGCGGAACAAGAACUUGGAUUUCGGCGCCCGCAUUGAGGAAAUUGCGGCAGCCAUGGGCGUCGACACGACCAUCACAAGAAGGCUUGUGCGCGAAAACGCCGUGGAAGAGAUUUCCCGAGUUACGAUAUCAGCACUUUCCGGGGACAACCUGCUGAGACUCAACUUGAUGGCGUUGGAGUACAUCGGGAGCCGCUUCAACGAGGUCAAGGCCGGGACACCUAUCGAGAUUGACGACUUUUACCAUUGGACUCGUGACCUUAUUGGCACGGCGACCACUCGGGCUUUGUACGGAGAGCACAGCCCAUUCAAUGAUCCGAAAUUAGUGGAUUGUAUCUGGAAAUAUGAGACCGGCCUAGGAAAGCUUCAAUACGGCUGGCUCACCAAGCUGAUCGCGGGCAAAGCUUUGGAUGCCCGAAGAACAAUGGUCACCGCCUUGGCAAGUUAUUACGUGCGGAAACUUGACCAAGGAGAUACCGUUUCCGCUGUCAUACGCGGCCGGGCAGCCUUUUGGCGCUCUUUCGGUCUUUCGGAUGCCACUAUUGGUGCCAUGGACUCUCUGCCGGCUGCAUCAACGGUCAACACUGCACCGUCCAUGUUUUGGCUCCUAGUCAACGUCUUCUCCAAUCCGAAGUACUUGACUCGCCUUCGCGAAGAGGUGGAGGGAGCGACUGCAAUUACCAUCACCAAGGAUGGAGAUCGUCGCGUGGCCAACGUGGACGUUACCGCACUAGGAAACUCGUGUCCUUACUUGGUUGCGUGUUACCGCGAGACCUUGCGGUUCGAGAAUACUGUCACCGGAAGCCGGAUGGUUAUGUCCAAAGACACCACAAUCACCGAUCACGAGACCGGCCGGGAGUACCUACUGAAGGAGGGAGUGGAGGUUCAGUGGAGCGCGUCGGUCAUGCAUAAGAAACCCGUAUGGGGAGAUGACAGAGAAGUCUUCAACCCAGAGAGGUGGCUUAAGUCAACCCCUGACCUCACUAAAGGCUCCAAAGAGUCAUUUGUUCCUUUUGGCGGUGGCAAGCAUCUUUGCCCUGGCCGUAACUUUGCAUUUGCCGAGCUCUUGGGCUGCCUCGCCGUCUUGGCGGUUGGAUACGAGGUUGAAGGAGUUCAAGUUCCUGCCCAUGCUAUGCUGUUCGAGCACUCCGGACUGAGAUCACCAAUUUACGGGAACAAGUCUAAGAAGGCCGUGUUGAGAAGGAGACAGAGUUGGGAGGACGAGAAUCCAACCAUGAAAGUCGCGAUCGUCGGAGCAACUGGAGAAACGGGCAGCUCCAUCGUGAAUGGGCUGCUCGCGUCGUCGGAGCCGAAGUUUGAACUUACAGCUCUCAUCCGACCAUCGUCGCUUCAAAAGCCCGAGGUACAGGCUUUGGAGAAGAGGGGCGUCAAGAUAGCCGGCGUUGACCUGGGCGGCUCUGAGGAUGAGAUUGUCAAGCAGGUUACCGGAUUCGACGUUGUCAUCUCAGCCAUCGUUGCGGACGCUCUUCUCGAUCAGCUGCCCCUGGCCAAUGCCUCGAAGAAGGCUGGAGUCAAGCGAUUUGUCCCUUGCUUCUUCGGGACGGUGAUGCCUGCCAGGGGAAUGCUUUGGUUCCGUGACCAGAAAGAGGAUGUUCUCAAUCAUGUUCAGACACUCUACCUCCCUUAUACCGUUAUCGACGUUGGCUGGUGGUACCAAAUCACCUUGCCGCGUCUGCCGUCCGGCCGUAUCGAUGCUGUAGCUACACCUUUCGAUAACUGGAUCGCAGGAGAUGGCACCGCCAAGUCGGCCUUCACGGACCUCAGAGACAUUGGCAAGUACGUGGCACGCAUCAUUGCGGACCCCGGCACCCUUAAUCAGAGGGUUUUUGCGUACACGGAGCUGCUUACCCAGAACGAAAUUUACGAAUUGCUUGAGAGGGUUAGCGGGGAGAAAAUUGAGAGGAAACACCUUUCGGGAGAGGACAUUGAGGCCGCCAUAAAGGAAGCAAAGAAUGAUGUCGCCAACCCUCACAAGCUCUCCAUACUGCAAUAUCGGAAGUCGUGGGGUCUACGAGGAGACAACUCGCCGGAUUAUGCGAAAUACCUGGGCUACCAGAUUGGCAAGGAGCUUUACCCGGACUUGACAGGGAAGUCUCUCGAAGAUUUCUGCAAAGAGGCUUUGGAUGGAAAGAUCGAGCCCAUCUUCCAGAAGAAGAGACGCGAAGCCAUCGAAGCUGCUCAGAAACAAGCCGAUGGUGGAAAGGCUUGA
Messenger RNA from Colletotrichum karsti, 2268 nucleotides. Its product is annotated as prostacyclin synthase. The coding region runs from base 1 to 2268 and encodes 755 amino acids. The transcript is spliced from 6 exons. The record is from RefSeq and is a predicted model, not a curated record. NCBI's taxonomy places the organism in Eukaryota, Fungi, Ascomycota, Sordariomycetes, Glomerellales, Glomerellaceae. Gene Ontology annotation, molecular function: monooxygenase activity; oxidoreductase activity, acting on paired donors, with incorporation or reduction of molecular oxygen; iron ion binding.